Molecule: messenger RNA, 2070 nt
Organism: Periophthalmus magnuspinnatus
Lineage: Eukaryota; Metazoa; Chordata; Actinopteri; Gobiiformes; Gobiidae
Gene: b3gat1b
Product: beta-1,3-glucuronyltransferase 1 (glucuronosyltransferase P) b
Exons: 8
Coding region: 455-1453 (332 amino acids)
Biological process (GO): chondroitin sulfate proteoglycan biosynthetic process; carbohydrate metabolic process
Cellular component (GO): Golgi membrane
Molecular function (GO): galactosylgalactosylxylosylprotein 3-beta-glucuronosyltransferase activity
Source: RefSeq, a predicted model, not a curated record
UCGCGCUAACAUCCCUGUAACUAAGCAUUUAUCCAUUCAUUCAGGAGCACGCCGUCUACAUAGCAUCUCCAACACAGAAACGGGAAUGUUGUGAACAUUCCAAUCAAGAAGAGGAGGCAACAGAGUGGAUCGCUCGCAUCUGUCUGGAAUUAAGGGGCUGGCACCGGGGACGCCACCCUGCUCCGUUGGGAUUGGACAGGGUCCAUGGGACACGGAGGGGACUGGGACCAGGCUGUUGUCACCCCAAUUCUACAUGGAACCUUCCUAAACAAUGCAUAGCUCAUAAUGGUUUUGAAUAUCUGUCAUGGCUGCUUCAUCGUGGCUAUGGGACGUCUUCUUUAACAGAGGUAUUUGGACGGUUUGGACACAGAUGGACCUCUCAGUGGGACUAGAUGGGUUAAAGACCAUGUGCAAGAAACAAAGGUGAUGCUCUGACGGAGGGCUGACUCUGGAGAUGCCGAAGAGACGCGAUAUUGUGGCCAUUGUUUUGAUUGUGUUGCCGUGGACACUGCUCAUCACUGUUUGGCACCAGAACGCCAUCACUCCACUGCUCUCUGCUCGCAAGAAUGACAGACUCAGCGGUCGCUCCAGGAACACUUACAUUUAUAAGGACUGCUCCUCUCCGGGCCGGGGCAUUGUGGAGGUGGUGCGUACUGAGUAUGUGUACUCUCGCCCACCGCCCUGGUCUGACAUCCUCCCCACCCUCCACGUGGUCACUCCCACCUACAGCCGGCCCGUGCAGAAGGCCGAGCUCACCCGCCUUGCUAACACCCUGCUCCAUGUGCCCAACCUGCACUGGCUCCUGGUGGAGGAUGCCCCAAAGAGAACUAAACUGGUCAGCCGCCUCCUACAGGACACUGGUCUGAACUACACUCAUUUGAGUGUGGAGACGCCCCGGAACUACAAGGUGCGAGGGGACACCAGGGACCCCCGAAUACCUCGUGGGACCAUCCAGAGGAACCUGGCUCUCCGCUGGCUCCGCGAGACCCUAAACGUCAACACCAGCCAACCUGGGGUGGUCUACUUCGCAGAUGAUGACAACACAUACAGCCUGGAGCUCUUUGAAGAGAUGCGCUCCACUAAGAGGGUGUCAGUGUGGCCUGUAGCCUUUGUGGGAGGACUUCGUUAUGAGGCUCCUAAAGUGAACAGUCUGGGCAAAGUAUUCGGCUGGAAGACUGUGUUCGACCCUCACAGGCCCUUUGCUAUUGAUAUGGCGGGAUUUGCCAUCAACCUGCGCCUCAUUCUGUCCAAACCUCAGGCCUAUUUCAAACUGAGAGGAGUGAAGGGAGGCUAUCAGGAGAGCAGCUUAUUAAAGGAGCUGGUUACCCUCGGCGACCUGGAGCCCAAAGCUGCAAACUGCACCAAGAUAUUAGUAUGGCACACACGCACAGAGAAGCCGGUGCUGGUAAAUGAGGGCAAGAAAGGAUUUAGUGAUGUGAACGUGGAGAUCUGAUCCUCCAUCUGACUCAGUGACCUCACCACAAACGCUUCAGCCUCAACAGGCAGAGCUCCACCGAGCAAUAGACAGGGGCAAAUACAGCCAGAGUUGUAUUUGCAAGUGCUUAGAAAUGCAUGAGCACCUGUCCAACUGCAAGCAGAGCUGAGUGUGUACCAACCUCAAGAGCGGACCCUCGAGUGUCGUCCCAGCACUGCUCAGACAGGGGGCGCUAUAACCACGUGGACAUCUCCUCUGCUUCCUGAGACAAAGGACAAGGGGGAAAGGAGUCUAACUGGUGUGGCCUGAAAGCAAUAACAUGCCCUGGGAUUAUGGACAACGCCAGGCAAGCCACCAGCCCACAUCAUAGACUGGGCUUUUGUUGUACAGAGGGUAGCGCAGGGUGGCACGCUCACUGAAAGAACUCCUUGUAUAAAGUGAAUCAGAGCCAACACUGAGGGAUCUGAACCAGUCUGCUGUACAACGAAGAGCUAUGGAAAGGCCACGCUAAUGAGACGAACUGUUAGAAGCCUUAUACGUCUAUAUAUUCACACGAGCAGCUGUCAGAACAAAUGAUGCACUAGCACACAACAACAAGCCCCAUGUUGGGAUCUAUAGGGUGAAUUAGGAUCAAU